AUGUCCCCUGCUCUUACCAAGAGGUCCUUCUUCCUGUUUCCCAGAGAUCGGGCAGUCAAGGCAUUCGUCAUCGAUGAGUACAACCUUAUACCCAAGCUGCUUCCCCAGCUCAUCAACGAAAACUAUAUUUACAAGGCAACUUUAAUCAAGGGCGGCAACGGCACGCUAUGGGAGAAGGUGGACUCUAUUGUCUAUGAGGUCAGGUAUGUCACUUCAGGACCUGACAAAUGCAUCGUUAAGGUGGCAGGCGAGUACCAUCUGAAGGAAGGUAUCACGCUCGAAGAAGAUGACAUUGAGAGAAACCAUCACACAAACAAGAGAUUCUAUGAAAUAAUGGCAGCAUACCUCGUUGCGAACCCCAUCACCUACACAUGA
Punica granatum (pomegranate) is the source of this 375-nucleotide messenger RNA. NCBI's taxonomy places the organism in Eukaryota, Viridiplantae, Streptophyta, Magnoliopsida, Myrtales, Lythraceae. The record is from RefSeq and is a predicted model, not a curated record.